This is a messenger RNA of Rangifer tarandus platyrhynchus (Svalbard reindeer), 672 nucleotides long. NCBI's taxonomy places the organism in Eukaryota, Metazoa, Chordata, Mammalia, Artiodactyla, Cervidae. The record is from the annotation of a GenBank genome assembly.
AUGAGGCUCUUCAUUCUGCUCUCUUUGACUGUCUUUUCAGAUGCCAUGGUCAUGGACGAGAAGGUCAAGGAAAGCUUUGUGCUGGACACAGCUUCUGCCAUCUGCAACUACAGCACCCGCUAUAAAGACCACCCCAAGUACUGGUGCCGAGGCUAUUUCCGGGACUACUGCAGCAUCAUCGCCUUCACACCCAACAGCACCGACCGCGUGGUCCUGAGGGACACAGGAAACCAGCUCAUUGUCACUGUGUCUUGCCUGACCAAGGAGGACACUGGCUGGUACUGGUGUGGCCUCCAGCAUGACUUUGCCAGAGAUGACAUGGACUUUACAGAGCUGGUUGUGACCGAUGACAGAAGAGCCAUCGCCAACGAUUUCUGGUCCGGGCAAGACCUUUCCGGCAACAAGAACAGAAGCUGCAGGGCUUCCAAGGUUAUCCACAAGGCAGAUCACUCCAGGAUGUCCAUUCUCAUCAUUUGCAUACUGAUCACAGGCUUAGGGUUCAUCUCCAUAUUCAGUCGUUUGUCCAGAAGGAGGAGAAACCAAAGAAACAGAAGGGGUAGCUCUUUGAAGUCCCUUCCACGUGUCCUGACUCCAAAGGCAAUGGCUCAUACUGAACAGAUGGGGCUGAAGAUUUCUUUGAUUAAGUUCAUAAAUAAAAUGAUGCUACAAUAG